Molecule: messenger RNA, 1764 nt
Organism: Chanos chanos (milkfish)
Lineage: Eukaryota; Metazoa; Chordata; Actinopteri; Gonorynchiformes; Chanidae
Gene: swap70a
Product: switching B cell complex subunit SWAP70a
Exons: 12
Coding region: 1-1764 (587 amino acids)
Cellular component (GO): cytoplasm; nucleus
Source: RefSeq, a predicted model, not a curated record
AUGGUACUUCGGAGCGACAUUCUAAAACCAAUAUGGCACGCCUUCACCGCUCUGGAUUUGGAUAAAACUGGAAAAGUUUCCAAAUCACAACUAAAAGUGCUUUCUCACAAUCUUUGCACUGUGCUGGGGAUCCCUCAUAACUCCAGAGCCCUGGAGGAACAUUUUAAAGACGAUGAUGCAGGGCCCGUGUCUACUCAAGGCUAUAUGCCUUAUCUGAAUAGGUUCAUCUUAGACAAGGCUGAGGGGGAUUUUGACGUUAUGGAAGUAAACAAGAUGUGCUGGACGCUGUGUGUUCGUAAAAACAUGAGUAACAACUUGCUCAUCUCAGACCAGGAUGCCUUCAAGGUGUGGUGUAUUUUCAACUUCUUGUCAGAGGACAAGUACCCUCUGAUCAUUGUGAUAGAGGAGAUUGAGUAUUUCUUGCGGAAAUUGAUGGAUGCUAUGGGAACAGCCUGGAGUGAGGAGAGGUUUCAGGAUUACAAAGUGCAACUGAGCAAAAGAGGCAGUGUCCUGAAUGCAUGGGAGCUGAUAGAGCUGGUUUGCUUGGGCCACUUCACUAAGAGACUGGACCGUCAGACUGUCUCCAUGGGAAUUCAUGAAGUGUUCCAGGAGCUCAUCUUGGACGUUCUUAAACAGGGAUAUAUGACAAAGAAAGGUCACCUGAGGAAAAACUGGACAGAGCGCUGGUUUGUGCUUCAGCUUAACUGUAUUACGUAUUAUGUGAGUGAGGAUCUAACUGAAAAAAAGGGGGUCAUUCCACUGGAUAGAAACUGUUCUGUUGAGAUUUUGCCAGAGAAAGAAGGAAAGAGAUGUCUGUUCAUUGUCAGAUGUGCUGACAAAAGUUUUGAGAUCAAUGGUACUGAUAAAAAGAGAAGACAAGAGUGGAUUCACGCCAUCCAGGGCUGCAUCAGCAGGCUGAGGCAGGGUCUCCCUACCCCACACAGGGAGGCUCGUGACAGGCGCAGGGAACUCAGGAGCAGAAUGCAGGUGGAGCAGGAAGACCUGGAAGUGAAGAUGAUGCAGCUCCAGCUUGCAAAUGAAACCAAACAGAAAGAACUGGAGGCCAUGAGAAAGAAACUAGAGGAAGCCGCAGCCAUGGCAGCCCUGGAGGAACAGAGACGAGUCCAGACUCAGUUGGAGCUGCAGAACCAUUACAAAAUGGACCUGGAGAGAGAGAAAAUGGUUCGUCUUAAGAUGGAGGAACAGGUAGCUCAGAAGUCUAAUGAGCUGGAGCAGUACCUUCAGCGUGUGCACGAGCUGGAGGACAUGUACCAUCGGCUGGAGGAGGCACUAGAGGAUGAGAGACGUGCCAGACAGGACGAGGAAGCCCUGCGCAGGCUGCAGGCCAAACUGCUGGAGGAGGAAGUCAGUAAGAGGGCAGAGUUGGAACAGAUUCACCUGCAGCAGCAGCAGGCUAUCUCUCAGACUCAGGCAGAGAAGGAGGAGCUAGAGAGAGACCAGCUGACCAAGGAGAGUGCUCUGCAGGCUGCUAUGCAACAGCUGGAGAACCUGGAGAGGAGGAGACAGGGCGCACAAGAGGAGUAUGAGGCAGUGACAAAGAAACUGACCCAGGCAACCAUUAAGACCAAGAGCUGGAAAGACAAGGUUGCCCACCAUGAGGGGCUAAUUCGUCUCAUUCAACCGGGGCACAAGGAGCCUGUCAAGAUGACCAACUGGGGUCCUUCAGCCUUUACAGAUGCAGAAUUGGAAAUGAGAGAGAAGAACUGGCAGCACAGGAAGAAUAAGACUGCUGAGAAUCAGUAG